GCGCAGUGACGUAGUGAGUCCAGGCAGGUGACCCUCAGCCUCCGAUUGGUGCACGGGCGCGUCAGUUAGGCCCUCGGGACGCGCCCCUUUAUUGGGCGGGGUUUUCACAUACUGCACGUGGGCACUGCUUUGGCAGUUGGCAUCUAGUCGAAAGAAGGUUAUAGCAAGUGGGCACUGACCUCAGGGCAAAACUGAGUUUCUCAAGAUAGGAAGAAAGGCAAGGAGGCAGAGGGCAUGGCUGAGGGGCGAUAUGAGUACUUUGCAACUGUCUUUACCAAGGAAGAAGAUGCUGCCAAUGUCAUAGUGAAAGAGAAGAACACUUCAGUGCUCUCAGCUUCCAUCAUUGUGACUCUCCUUGGGAUGAUACUGCACCUCCAUUUAUUUAAAAUUGAUCAGGAGUCAGUACUGAUUAUUGGCUCAGUUGGAGUCCAGAUGAACACUUUGUAUGCCUCGGGCAGAGAGAGCGUGAGGUUCAUUGAGAUGAAGAAGGUGAAAGAUAUUGUGAUCAAUGAAGCCUUUUAUAUGCAGAAGGUUAUCUACUACCUGUGUAUACUACUGAUAGAUCCAGGAAACCCCAGAGGAGUUUCAGAAGUGGUACCAGUGUUUCAGAGUGCCAAACCACGUCUGGACUGUUUAUCCCAGGUGUACAGAAGCUGCCAGGAAAUCCUACAACAGACACAGGCAGAUCAGUGAAGUAGCUUCAAUCAAGUAACAGCCUCAUUCUUUCAGACAGAGCCUGGAUCGAUUGCCUGUGCUGCUGAAAUUUAUCAUCAAAGAAUGCUUUUUUAAAAUAGGUGUCUAAACUAAGCAACCACCCCAUCAAAGGAUUCUUCUGCAACUAACUGUGGCAGCAAGGCUUUGAAGAAGAGGACAUUUCCCACUGCUCUCAUAAAGUCAAGGAGAUGGUCCCAACAGAUAGCAAGCAUCAGUUCACCGUCAAUUGGUAUCACUGCACAUUUGAAACUACAUCUUUGUUCUUGAGGCACUUCAUAAAGAAGAACUUUGGGCAACACAUUUUAAGUGCAAAGCUUUAGAUGUACAACAGGUGAAUGAGCAACAGCCUGAAGGUUCUUUGUCACAGCGGCAUUGAUAGAGAAACAAUUGUCUUGAUAGAGCACCUUUCACAAUCAUGGAACGUGUCAAAACACUACACAGCCAGUGAAGUACUUUUGAAGUGUAGUCAUUAUUGUAAUUUAGGAAAUACAGCAGCCAGUUUGCUUGCAGCAAUGUGAUAAAGACCCAAUAGCCUGUUUUAGUGUUGUUGUUUGAGGGGUAAAUGUUGGCCAGGACAUCAGGGAGAACACCCUUGAUUGUUUUUGAAAUAGGAUCAUGGGAUCUUUUAUAUCCUCCUGAGAGAGCAGCUGGGGCCUUGGUUUAAUGUCUCAACCAAAAGCUGUACUGCAGUGGAAUGUCAGCCUGGAAUUAGUGAUCAAGUCUCUGAUGUGGAAUUGAAAACACGACGUUCUGACUUAGUAAUAGAAUGCUAUUACUAAACUAAUAUCUAUCACUGGUAAUAAUCAGCAACAGGAUUUCUUUCUGGAGACCUGUACCUGAUGCCUCAUUCAGUAUUGUCCAGUGCAGUAUUGGACAAUUUUAUUGUUAUACAAUCAGCCCCACAAUUAUUUAUAAAUAGGUUAAUGGAGGGGCUCAGUUUUAAGGCUGAUUUUUUAUGUACUGGUAGGCAGAUGCAAGUUAGCCAGCGAGUGAGCAUUAGAAGAUUUACUAACUUCAGCCAGUGACCAUAUGGUCACUGGGACCAAGAAGCAUCCAGGAUGUACUGAAUGAUCAUGGUCUUGAACUUAGUGUGUGAUAUUUUUGGUGAUGUAGUGCUUUGCAAGAUUAGCUUCUCUAGUGAUUUGAAAGGUAUGAAAACACUGGAAGUGACUGCAGGAGCUCCGUGUAUGUAAACAAGAAACCAGACACUCAAUUUGCGCCGGCAUUUCGUCCAAGUUGCUGCACCCAAUUUCCAGACAGCAGUAAUCCUCAGUUUUAUUUUUGAAGUGAAAUGGAGAAGCUUAACAUUCUUGAUUAGUUCACCUUUAUUCUGUACAAAUCAGCUGGUCCUUACUCAUCAAUAAACGUUUAUUCUAAAA
Molecule: messenger RNA, 2093 nt
Organism: Carcharodon carcharias (great white shark)
Lineage: Eukaryota; Metazoa; Chordata; Chondrichthyes; Lamniformes; Lamnidae
Gene: pigh
Product: phosphatidylinositol glycan anchor biosynthesis, class H
Exons: 5
Coding region: 235-693 (152 amino acids)
Biological process (GO): GPI anchor biosynthetic process
Cellular component (GO): glycosylphosphatidylinositol-N-acetylglucosaminyltransferase (GPI-GnT) complex
Source: RefSeq, a predicted model, not a curated record